Cuscuta europaea is the source of this 1718-nucleotide messenger RNA. NCBI's taxonomy places the organism in Eukaryota, Viridiplantae, Streptophyta, Magnoliopsida, Solanales, Convolvulaceae. The record is from the annotation of a GenBank genome assembly.
GAUUCACAAUCUUGAACGUCAUUUGACCAACCAACCGUUUGUACGAAUCAUGGCAGCUCCCAUUCAAAUCGAAUGAAACGGAAACAAUUAUCAAAUUUCUUCUGAUUUUAGCUGGAUUGCCCUAUCCGCCAUAACAAUUGUUGCAGACAGUGAGAUGUCACAAGGACCAAGGUGUAUGAAUAUUUGAAUGGCAUGCCUGUCUUGCGCUCUUGUUUAGUAACAUUACCAAAAUGGUGGUUUGAGAUAGCUAGAGUUAGUUCCCAGAGAUGAUAUGGGGUAUGACAUGGAAACUAGAAGAGGUAAUUUAGAUAUUGAUAUUGAUUUGGAGAGUGGGGAAGUGAUAGCAGAUGGUAGUGGAAGUGAAAUCUUGAAUCUGAGUGGUGAUAAUCCCGGCAUAUUUUUGCACAGAGCUUGGAAUUCUUUGCCGGUAGAGCAGUUGAAAAAUGGAUCGAUUUCAGGUGAAGAGGGUGUCCAUUCAUGUGGGCAGAUUUUGUCUGAUAAUUCUGUUAAGAAUGCAGAAUUAACAGAUAUUCACUCGAGCAAAGUGAAGGACUGUAAAAGAAAUCCUAAAGGGAAGAAAGCAGCUAAAGAGAAAUUAAAAAAGCCAAAGCCUUCAAAACCACCUAGACCUCCCAAAGGUCCCUCAUUGGAUGCUGCUGACAUCAAACUCAUCAAGGAAAUUUCUGAGAUGACAUUACGGAAGCAUAAAAGAUUGGAACGCCUAAGCCUGUUGAGGAAAAUAAAGAAAGAGGGAAAAUCAUCCGCUAAAGCUAAUGUCUUGGCAAUGGGAAUUACAGUGCUGUUCUUCUUUGUUAUUAUAUUUCACGGCCUUCUGAGCUCCAAUAGAUGAUCUACCCUGCAAGUUACUUGUUCAUGAAGUUGCACCACAGAUGAAAGUGAACGCUUUGACUGGUUAGAGUCAGUUUGGCAGCCAUCUCUAUCAAUUUUACAGAAUACUUCCUUUGGGAAAACUCAGCAGAUUCUACCAAACAGCCCUUACUGAAGAAACUAAUCUAACUUUUCUCUUGAUUUAUUGUAGCCAAGGAGAUCAGUUGUACAGAAUGUAAAACUCUUUUGGGGUUGUAGACUUCUAGUGAAUUAGAUACUCCGUGAGCGGAGUUUUAACUUACUUUAGUAGUUGUUAUGGUGAUCAAAUCCUGCGGCAUAUUAUUUUGUUCAGUUAUGGUGAAUAUGCUCUAAAGUUCAAUUAAUUGUGACAGAAGGAAUUGACAGGGGCCAUACGAGCAAUCUCCAGAUAAGAGAGAGGGAGAUUGAGAGAAGUAGAGCGAUGAGUAGAGGACUUGAAGAGUUGAAGGGAGAAAGAGAUAUUUCACAUUUUUUAGUACGGAGUAUUAAAAAAAGAAAGGUGAAACGUUAAUCCUGCAUUGAAUAGACAAGAUGACAUCCCAUCCCUGAGAGCCCUCAACCUCGAUCGGACGUUACGUUGGAAGGAUGUAAUUAGACUAUAAUCCCAAUCUGACAGAUAGAGAGUGGGACUAUGCCCCCGGUACUUGCAGAGCCCUAUGCAUUUUUAACACUUGUGGCACUCUCUUGCUACCAGUUGAGCUACGCCCACCGGUACUUUACGUCCACCGUUAAUUGGUUGUUGGGGGUUAUGUUAGUUGAUUGAUGACAGCACAUUCAGUUGGCUGUUUUGGUUAGUUGAUAUAAUUAGCUGUUUGGAAAACAGUGUUUGGUUAAAUGGUUAUUUUUAAUUA